AUGUUCUCCGUCAUCCUCCCCAGCCGGCCCUGCCUCACCAACGUAGUUCCCAUACAGUCCGACCCCACCACCCCCGCGACGAACUUCGCCUUCACGUUCUCCGCAGCGCCCAAAUUCUCCCACAUCGUCAUCUUCCUCCUGCCGGGCGUCACCUUACCCGCCAACACAGCAGCAGCUGUCUACAUCCAAUUCCCACCCGACCUCCUCCUCAACCGGAACAGCGGCCCCGAAAACCAAAACCUAACCGCAACCUCAACCCCAACCUCAGCAUCUCCCAACUUCAAGUUCCUCGGCGCAAUCGCCAACGAGAAACCCUCCGCAAUCUUCAAAGUCAACUUUCCCGGCCCCCGACGGCGUACAGAGGCCGAAGAGGAAGAUGACAUGCUGGACGAAGGCGCCACCCGCCCCCUCGCGGAUACAGAUAUAAAUCCCAACGCAACAUUCACGCUAGGAGUCUCCAUCGAGCCCGCGCAGAACGUUGCGGCGAUGAUGGCUAAUCUCCAGAACCAGCUGCAGCCCUCAUUACCGUCCACGACGGAUCUGGUCAGAUUGUCUGGCCAGCAGGCUGCGGCGGCGAAGUUGACGCCGCAGGUCAGUACUAAGAUUCUUGCGCAGCGGAUAAUUGGCAAUGCGUUCAAUUAUCUGGCAAGCUUUGCGGCGUCGGAUCCUAGGGCUGGGGGGGAGGAGGUUGUGCCGUUGAGGGCGUUUAGGGAUUGGUGGACGAAGUUUGAGAGGAGGAUUGACACUGAUCCGGGCUUUUUGGAGAAGGGGGAUGGCGUGUAA
Messenger RNA from Paracoccidioides lutzii Pb01, 783 nucleotides. RefSeq lists its product as hypothetical. Gene Ontology annotation, molecular function: nuclear import signal receptor activity. The record is from RefSeq and is a predicted model, not a curated record. Bases 1 to 783 code for a protein of 260 amino acids. Gene Ontology annotation, cellular component: cytosol; nucleus. The transcript has a single exon. Gene Ontology annotation, biological process: protein import into nucleus.